Phycomyces blakesleeanus NRRL 1555(-) is the source of this 1182-nucleotide messenger RNA. RefSeq lists its product as hypothetical. NCBI's taxonomy places the organism in Eukaryota, Fungi, Mucoromycota, Mucoromycetes, Mucorales, Phycomycetaceae. Gene Ontology annotation, molecular function: GDP-L-fucose synthase activity. Gene Ontology annotation, biological process: nucleotide-sugar biosynthetic process. The transcript is spliced from 8 exons. Bases 42 to 1013 code for a protein of 323 amino acids. The record is from RefSeq and is a predicted model, not a curated record.
CUCAUCUGUCACUUUUUUUUUUGCUUUUGGUUCAUCUCAUCAUGGCUACUGAAUCCGUCAUCCUUGUUACCGGUGGUUCCGGCCUUGUUGGUCAAGCUAUCAAGUGGGUUAUCGAGAACGAUACCUCCGCACAGUUUGGAAAGAAGAAGGGAGAGACCUGGGUUUUCUUGACUUCCAAGGACGGAGACCUGAGAAAGGAGGCAGAUACCAAAGCCAUCUUUGAUAAGUACAAGCCUACUCACGUCAUUCACUUGGCUGCUCUUGUUGGUGGUUUGUUCAAGAACAUGAAGUACAAGCUUGAUUUCUUACGCGAGAAUAUGUUGAUCAACGAUAAUGUCUUGGAGUACUCUAAGCGUUACGAGGUCAAGAAGGUUGUCUCUUGCCUUUCUACCUGUGUCUUCCCUGACAAGACCACUUAUCCUAUCGAUGAGACCAUGAUCCAUAACGGUCCUCCCCAUGAGUCUAACUUUGGUUAUGCUUACGGAAAGCGUAUGAUUGAUGUCCAGAACCGUGCUUACAAUGAGCAGUAUGGUUGCAACUUCACUUCUGCUGUCCCUACCAAUGUAUUUGGUCCCCACGACAACUAUGGUCUUGAAGACUCCCACGUUCUUCCCGGUCUUACCCACAAGUGUCUUUUGGCCAAGAAGAACGGUACUCCCUUUAUUGUCAGUGGUACCGGAAAGCCUCUUCGUCAAUUCAUCUACUCUCGCGAUCUUGCAAAGCUCUUUAUCUGGACCCUGAGAGAGUACCCUGAAAUUGAUCCCAUUAUUCUGUCAGUUGGUGAGGAAGAUGAGGUCUCUAUCAAGGAUGUUGCUGAUGCUAUUGUCAAGGCUAUUGACUUUAAGGGAGAGUACUCUUUCGAUACUAGCCGUGCCGAUGGUCAGUUUAAGAAGACUGCAAGCAACGAGAAGCUUAGAAAGUACCUUCCAGACUUUAAGUUCACACCCUUUGAUGUUGCUGUCAAGGAGUCUGUUGAAUGGUUCGUCGCCAACUAUGAUACCUGCCGCAAGUAGAGAGCAUUUAGAAAAAGAAAGAAAGAAAGAAAGAAAGAAAGAAAUAUAUUAGCCCUUGAUUAGCUUUUACUUUUCAUUUUCUUUUUUUCUUUUUUAUUUUAUUUUAUUUUUUUAGUUAUUGCUUGAUCCACUCAAUAAAUAAUCGGUUUCCAUGGAAACCUUAAAUGAU